This is a messenger RNA of Oryza sativa Japonica Group (Japanese rice), 2616 nucleotides long. Its product is annotated as preprotein translocase subunit SCY2, chloroplastic. Gene Ontology annotation, molecular function: signal sequence receptor activity; transmembrane protein transporter activity. Gene Ontology annotation, biological process: SRP-dependent cotranslational protein targeting to membrane, translocation. The record is from RefSeq and is a predicted model, not a curated record. Lineage: Eukaryota; Viridiplantae; Streptophyta; Magnoliopsida; Poales; Poaceae. Gene Ontology annotation, cellular component: chloroplast thylakoid membrane.
ACCGCCGGAUUUUGCAAUCCCAUCGGCCGGCAGAGCGCGACGGCGGCAGCUCGGCCACCGCCGCGGCAUCGCCGCCAUGCCGCACUCACUCUCCCUCCUGCUCGCGCCCAGCCGCGCGCUCUCCCUCUCCUCCCCACCGCUCCGCCUCGCCCCAACGCACCCACCACUUCGCCUGCACCACGACGGCGGCCACCUCCUCGUGGGCACGACGAGGCGGCAGGCUCCCUCGCCUCGCCGCCGCCGUCUCCAUGCCGCCAGGGCUUCCGCGCCGUCCGCCGCCGCGGCGUCCCCCGUAGGGCCUGCGGGCGAGGGUGGCGAGGUGGGGGGCAGGGCGAGGAAGGCGGCGGGGUACCGGAACAGGUUCCUGGACCUGGCGCGGCUGGGGGCCGUGGCGGAGAGCGCGGCGGAGGCGCUCUUCCGCAGCGAGAUUCGCCGGCGGCUGGCCGUCACGGCCGUGCUCAUCCUGCUCAGCCGCGUCGGCUACUUCGUCCCGCUUCCCGGGUUCGACCGACGGCUCAUCCCCGAUUCCUACCUCAGCUUUGCACCCCUUCCUGCAGAUGACCUCGGUGAUUUUUCAUCCGAAUUGAAGCUGUCAUUUUUCCAGCUCGGAAUCAGUCAUCAGAUUUCAGCAUCUAUUGUCAUGCAGGUUCUCUGUCAUGUUCUUCCAUCACUUGAAAAACUACGAAAGGAAGGGUUAGAUGGACAUGAGAAGAUCAAAGGCUAUAUUUGGUGGCUGUCGCUGGGUUUUGCACUUGUGGCGGCUUUUACAGUGUCAUGCUACUCACUGCAAUAUUCUAUAUAUGCUGCAAGUUACAGAGUUAAGCAUGUAAUGAUAACAAGCCUUUUCCUUGUUCUUGGUGCAAUGACAAUGACAUGGAUCUGUGACACUAUAUCGGAAUCUGGAUUUGGACAUGGCUCUUCCUUGAUUAUCUGUGUGGGAAUAUUGACUGGUUAUACAGACACACUCCACAAGAUGUUAACUCAAUUUUCAGGAAAUUGGUACAGCUGUUGGCCCUACAUCUUGGGGAUAGCUGGGACUUUUAUUUUGGUUACCAUGGGAGCAGUACUGGUGACUGAAGGGUGUAGGAAGAUAAAGCUUCAGUACUAUGGAUUUAAAUUGGCUUCUGGUGCAAGGAGUGAGAGCUCCCCAGUUACAGAGGUAGAGCCAUAUAUCCCUUUUAACAUAAAUCCAACUGGGAUGCAGCCUUUGCUUACCACCUCAUACUUAUUAGCUUUUCCAAGCAUUAUGGCCAGCAUUUUUGGUACGCAAUUUUGGGAAAGUUUGAAGGAAACGUUGAAUCCAAAGACUUCAGUUGGUGGUGGUCCAUGGGUUUAUUAUUUGACAUAUGCAUUUCUUGUCUUCGUCUUCAAUAUUUUUGACAUUGCAAACUUGCCAAAAGAGAUAUCUGACUACCUGAAUAAAAUGAGUGCUAGAGUACCGAAGAUAAAGCCUGGAAGAGCAACAGUAGAGUAUCUUACAAAAAUACAAACAUCUACACGUUUCUGGGGGGGUAUAUUGCUGAGCUUGUUGGCGACUUCCUCUUUAUUACUUGACCGAUAUCUCAGGCAGAUAAAUGAGGGAUUUUCUAUAGGUUUCACGUCGGUGUUGAUUAUUAUGAUUGUUCAGGUGGGCUCAAUCAUCGAGCUGAGAAGGUCUUAUCAAGCAUACAAUGUGAUGCCAGCACUAAGCAAAGUUCUAAGGAGAUAUGGUGCCUGAGGUUAUGUACGCCACAUAUUUGGUUAUGAUGGUAUCAUCCACAAGAAGAAGAGGGCCAUUUCAAAAAAACUUCAGAGUUUACAGGCUUACAGCCGACUAGAUGCUGUGACCUUGAUUAUUGUCAACAACUUGCAGUACGGUGCAGUAAGAAGAGUUCUAUAACCCAGACCAAUAUUGUGCUUGGGUUGGGAUGAGAUUAGUAUAGUUUGAUAUCAAUCUUCUGUGGCAUAAACUGGAACUGAAGAACCAAGGAGGAUAUUUUGUUACUCAUGGCACAGCAACUAUGAAGAGCGUGACCUACGAGGAGCUGUGUAAUUGUGUUGUCUUUGGCCACUUCUGGAAUGGUUGACGGCUUGAUGCAAUGCGAACGAAAAUUUGGAUCCAAUCUCACCCAGCUGUAUAAUUUUCUGAAGAUCAGAUUGCCAAAUUGCUGGCUAGCUGCAUCACGCUUAGUAAAUGGUGCGGUCAGAAGUCAGAACCUGAAGUCUGCAAAAUUGCUGGUUUUGGGUUGAUUGUUGGAACGUUCUACAUCAGAGGCUGGCGGGUUGACCAUCUGGACUUAUCCGUGUAGCACAAUGAAGAUCAGCUGUCGUGCGUUUGCUGACCAGUAGUAUCUCUCUGUAGGCUUAUGUUUUUGUAAAUAUAUGGCUUAUUAACAGUAGAACUUCCACUCCUGUCCUGACUUCUCAAAGGCUGUUCUGUUCACUUUUCCAAAAAGCAGCUUCAUAUUUACAAAAGAUAAAGAAGCACAUUUUUCUUUUAUUGACAAAGAUAUAGCUGAGCUGCAUGCUGAAGAAACAGACGUAUCAUACAGGUCGAGCCUCCAAUGUGACAUUAUUGCGCUCAAUGGCGCGUUGUACCAUUAUCUACUACAGUACAUCAGUACUAAUGUCUUUCAA